Messenger RNA from Knipowitschia caucasica, 675 nucleotides. The record is from the annotation of a GenBank genome assembly. NCBI's taxonomy places the organism in Eukaryota, Metazoa, Chordata, Actinopteri, Gobiiformes, Gobiidae.
AUGAACCCAGCGGGCUCAGACUCCACUCCUGUUACCCAGGAUCCAGUUCGAUCUGCCAUCCAAGCCCAAGGUCACAGAAUCCACAAACAGGAGGAACUACUUGGACAACUACGUGGCGACUUACAGAGGAUGGCGGACCAACAGGAGUCCAUGAUAGCUGCCUUCACAAGCCAACUUAACAUGUUGGCAGAACGGUUAAGUCCCAGCCAAGCCAACCCAGACUCAGCCUCAGUAAGCGCAGCUUCAUCUGCUCCACCGGUACCACCUGUGACUGCCGAGAGUGGAUGGAAUCCAACUGCACUGUUCGAUGCAUUUCUGAAUGGACUUAAUGACCAUGUGAAAGAUCAGCUGGCCCCCCUUGACCUACCUGAGACUCUGGAUGAGCUCAUAGCACUGGCUAUCAAGAUUGACAGGCGGCUAAUAGAGCGGGAGCACGAGAAGUGUCGUAGGAUUCCUCAACAGUAUAGGGGGCCGUGUUUCUCACCAGUCCAGGGAGCAGCUAACUCUGAAACCCCUGCCCUGUAUCCUAGAGAGGACGAGCCGAUGCAGCUAGGAUGCGCUCGUUUGACACCCGAAGAACGAGAGAAGCGUAUGAGGGAGGGGCGCUGCUACUACUGUGGGGGGUUUGGUCAUUUCUCAGCCACAUGCUCGGCAAAAGCUCGGGCUCGCCAGUGA